ACCGCGCAGAGUCGAUGUGGGGCGCUGCAGUUCGACUUUUAUUCUGCCACCUAGUUGUUAUUGCCCCGGCAGUCAAAGAUUCAUGUAGGGAAACUAUCAUAUUUACAUCAUAAAACCGGCCACAUCAGCAGCUUAUAUGCAAAAUUCCAGAUAAGCGAUAAAGUCAAGAAUGGCGGAGAGCAUACGAAUGAACGCUUCAGAUAAGACCAAUGUCUGUGAGCAGUACCACAGCUUUUUUGAGAAGUGUGUGAAGAAGGGUGACAGUCUUCUGCUGUGCCAGGACCACAUUCUGUGUGUGCAGAACCUGCUUUCAGAAGGUGAUGUGCAGAUCUUAUUCAGCUCCAUGGGCGUGGACCUCUUCACUGUCAUGGAGGCCUCAAUCCAGAGCGCUGGUUCUGGCCUUGAAGGGCUCGCUAAGGCUUUUGAAGUCCUGGAGCUUGCAGCCCUUAACCUAUACCUGUGUCCAUGGAGGAAGGAGUACAAAACAAUAAAGAUGUUUUCUGGCACAUACAUCCACCAGGUGGCACCAGUGUUGUCUGAGCAACAGGCUGCUAUGUUUUUCGGGUUGCUUGGAUACCAGGAGGCAGAGGGGCAACGGCUUGAGCUGAGGGGGCAGCCCACUGCAGAACAACUUCGAAGGCUCGCAUGCGCGUUCUUCUUGGUACGCUGUAAAUGUCGCCUCCUGCUGGGGGCCGGGGGAUCUCGAGGCGGAGGGUUGGUUUUUGAACAAGCCCUGGUGAAAGAGGGGCAGAAGGAGCGUGGCCUGCAGGAGGCAAGGAACAAUGUGGUGAAGCAGUUGGAGGUGAGGAAGCAAGACUUACUGCUUGAAGGGGACCUGGACCUGUACACAGCAGAAACGUUCAAUGGGGCGAGCCAGUCAGACAAGCUGCAAGCACAAGAUCAUGUCUGUGGAAUGAGCCAUCACAGCAGUGGCAGCAUCUUGCCUGCAGGUGGCAGCAGCAACAUUUCCGUGCAAGAUGAAUCUGUCAGUGCUACUACAUCUGACCAGCUGAACGAGGUGAAUGACCUGACCAGAACACUCUGUAGUCAACAGGAAGAAGCAGCAAGGUCUGUGAAGACUGAGAUGUCUAGAGCAGGGAUAGAACAGCAUAUUGCUUCUCAGGCCAGUGGGAGUGACUGGAGAGCUGCAGAGUCGUCUGCUGUCUCCAAUGGUGGGAGAAUGUGUCCGAUGACAUUGUACUGUGAGCAGUGCUGCAUCGUGCACAGCCUGAACUGUCCUGAGAUGGAACGCUGCGAAAGGCAGAGACAUCAGACGCGCUACAUACAGGAAAACACGACCCACCAGGAGAGAGCUGGUGGGGUGCAGGAGCCAAAGGAGCAUGAGAAGCUGGCCGCAUGUCCAAAGAGACACACCUGCCUGGAGGAAGGACUCUCACGUGCCAAGGACCUCAUAUGUGAGCAGGGCCAGCACUGCAGCAAGACCGAGCGCACAGUGAUGUCCAAGUGGUCGCCUGAGCCCAGUGAACAUGCCACCCCACUAUCCCUAACCCCACAAUCUCUCACCCCACACUCUCUCACCCCCCACUCCUGUGAUCUUGGCAGAUUCACCACAGGGGUUCUGCAGAAUAUCAGCUGCGGUGACUUGAAGCUUUGCACGCAUCUCCAGCAAGACGUUGUGAAGAAGUGCAUAGAUACGAAAAACUGUAUGUUACCUAUCAGUGCCAUGUGUAAAUACUGCCAUGUCGCCUAUUGCAAGUUGUGCUGGUUCAGGUUCCCAAUUACCUGUGAAUGCGGUCAGCCCAUAUCCCCUGUCAAGUGAAAUCCCACCUCAUUCACAGUUAAAGAUCCCACCAUAUACUUGUCCAUACAGGCAUGUUUUCACACAGCACUAAUCAAGAAUAUAUCCACUCAAAACCUGAAUUUUAUUUGAAAAAAUUGUGUUUUAACAUGUCGUUGAAAGGAAUAACCCUUAUUGCAGCCAUCUUUGGUUCUGAAUAUUUGGGAAUCAUCUAAUUCACUUUCUUGUUUGUUGCAAAAAAAGAGUAAAAAGAAAAAACAAACCAUUUA
Molecule: messenger RNA, 2028 nt
Organism: Paramormyrops kingsleyae
Lineage: Eukaryota; Metazoa; Chordata; Actinopteri; Osteoglossiformes; Mormyridae
Gene: spata2l
Product: spermatogenesis associated 2-like
Cellular component (GO): cytoplasm
Source: RefSeq, a predicted model, not a curated record